AUGGCACUCGCCGUUCCGGGACCUCAUUAUCUGCCUGCCCGAUUCAUUCCUGGAGAACACGGAUCCGAGCCGCGAAACGAAAGCCGAGCUGGUUUCUGCUCCUCUGAUUCCGCGGUCGCUCAGAAACUCUGCCGACACAAGCGACAAUACGGUGGGACGCAAGCGCCAGGCGGAGACAGCUUGGAAAUGUCCCCGUCUCCUCCUCAUAGCUCGACUCUUUCGUCUGCCUAUCACCUCUCCUUAGUCACCCCUCAUUACUGUCAGACACCUCUGCUCCUGCGCCUGUGA
Knipowitschia caucasica is the source of this 288-nucleotide messenger RNA. NCBI's taxonomy places the organism in Eukaryota, Metazoa, Chordata, Actinopteri, Gobiiformes, Gobiidae. The record is from the annotation of a GenBank genome assembly.